This is a messenger RNA of Hippocampus zosterae (dwarf seahorse), 4458 nucleotides long. RefSeq names its product calcium channel, voltage-dependent, alpha 2/delta subunit 1a (gene cacna2d1a). Gene Ontology annotation, cellular component: L-type voltage-gated calcium channel complex. The coding region runs from base 167 to 3397 and encodes 1076 amino acids. The record is from RefSeq and is a predicted model, not a curated record. Lineage: Eukaryota; Metazoa; Chordata; Actinopteri; Syngnathiformes; Syngnathidae. Gene Ontology annotation, molecular function: voltage-gated calcium channel activity. The transcript is spliced from 39 exons.
GGCGGGCUGUGUGGAGAGAUUUGUCUCGCGUGUGUUUGUGUGUGCGCGCACACGUUUGGUGAACGAGUGCAGCUCAGCAGGACGCGCGACGACGUGGAUUUGUGAAGCUGCUUUCCUUUUUAUUUCCUCCUCCUUGUUUUUGUUUUCUUUUGCAGCCUUGCCCGCGAUGGAUUAUUGCGUGUGCGUACUUUUGCUGCUCUCCGGCGUGUCCUGCGUGUCUACCGGUCAGUUCCCCAACGAGCACAUGAUUAAAGAAUGGGUGGAUCAAAUGCAAAAGGACUUGAUCACGCUCGCGGACAAGGCCAGCGGCUUGCAAAGUCUCACUCAGAUCUACCAGAAACAUAAGACACACUUCAGCGUGGAGACCAACCGCGUGGAGGAGCUGGUGUCCACGGCUGCUGGGAACAUCGAGAGAUUACUGGAAAGCCGCUCCAAAGCCCUCAAGAGGCUGGCAACGGAGGCGGAAACGUUCCAAAUGUAUCACGAAUGGCAAGUCAACAGUGAGCCCGACAAAAUCGUCUACUACAACGCCAAAGACGACCUCAAUCAGACGGAGAAGAAGAACCGUUACGUUCCCGAGGACUUCCACGUGGACCCCGACUUCCAGCGUCUGGUCUCGUACAACACCACGGCCGUCCACAUCCCCACCGACAUAUACGAGGGCUCCACCAUCAUUUUGAAUGAGCUCAACUGGACAGAGGCCUUGGAGGACGUUUUCCGGAAAAACAAAGAAGAAGACCCCACGCUCCUCUGGCAGGUGUUUGGUUCCGCCACCGGGUUGGCUCGUUAUUUUCCAGCUUCUCCCUGGAUCGACUCCAGCAAAUCGGCCAAUAAAAUCGACCUCUACGACGUACGCAGGCGGCCAUGGUACAUCCAGGGGGCGGCGUCGCCCAAGGACAUGCUGAUCCUGGUGGAUGCGAGCGGCAGCGUGUCGGGCCUGACCCUGAAGCUGAUCCGAACGUCCGUCAGCAAGAUGCUGGAGACGUUGGCGGACGACGAUUACGUCAACGUCGUCUAUUUCAACGACAAAGCCACGCACGCCGCCUGCUUUGAGAACCUGGUGCAGGCCAACGUGCGCAACAAGCGCAUCCUCAAGGACGCCGUGCAGGGCAUCACCGCCAAAGGGACUACCAACUACAGGCGCGGAUUUGAGCUGGCCUUCAAACAGCUCGCCCAGAUGAACGUGUCCCGGGCCAACUGCAACAAGAUCAUCAUGCUUUUCACUGAUGGAGGCGAGGAGCGCGCCGAGGAGAUUUUCAAGACGUACAACCCCAAACAAGCCGUGCGCAUCUUCACAUUCUCAGUGGGUCAACACAACUACGACAAAGGGCCCAUUCAGUGGAUGGCGUGCACUAACAAAGGUUACUACUACGAGAUUCCGUCCAUUGGGGCCAUCCGGUUAAACACUCAGGAGUAUCUGGAUGUUUUGGGCAGGCCCAUGGUCAAAGCGGACCGCAAGGCCAAGCAGGUCCAGUGGACCAACGUGUACCAGGAUGCACUGGAGCUGGGACUCGUCAUCACAGGAACCCUACCUGUUUUCAACAAGACCAACACGGGAUCCAAAAAAUCUCAGAACCAGCUCAUCUUGGGCGUCAUGGCCAUCGACGUCUCUCUGGAGGACAUCAAGAGGCUCACGCCACGCUUCACUUUUGGACCAAACGGCUACUACUUUGCCAUCGACCCCAAUGGCUACGUGCUGCUCCACCCCAACCUCCAGCCACCAACGGAGGAGUUCCACGAGCCUGUGACAUUGGACUUUCUGGAUGCCGAGCUGGAGAAUGAUAUCAAAGUGGAGAUCAGGCGGAAGAUGAUUGAUGGCCUCACAGGGACUUACCCCAUAUCUGCUCUGGUCAAAUCAAAAGAUGAGCGCUACAUUGAUACGGGCCGGAGGACCUACACCUUUGCGCCAGUGAAGGGCACAGACUACAGUCUGGCGUUGGUGCUGCCCGACUACAGCUCGUAUUACAUCAGGGCCACCAUCGGCGAUACCAUCACCCAAGCAAAAUUUUCCGAGAGCCUGCUGGCGGACAAGUUUGAUGAAUACAGCUACACGUUCAUCGCGCCAAGGGUGUACUGCAAGGACCUGAAGCCGCCCGACAAGGACAAAAGCAACACGGAGUUCCUCAUGGAGUUCAACAACUACAUCGACACCAAGACGCCAAACAACCCGAUGUGUAAUGUGGAGCUGGUGAACCGAUUACUCUUGGAUGCUGGCAUCACUUCAGAUCUCAUCAAGAUCUGGAAGGAGAAUAAGUUGCAGCCCGGAGUCACUGCCAGAUUUGUUGCCACUGAUGGAGGGAUUACCCGAGUCUACCCAAAAAGCGCGGGCCUGAAUUGGAGGGAAGAGGCGGAGACGUAUGAGUCGAGCUUCUACAAGCGAAGUUUGGACAAUGACCUGUACAUCUUUACGCCAACGCCGUACCUCAAAGACAACACGAGCGACGACUCGGUCCUCGUGAGCAGAGCUCUCAACCUCAAGAUCGACAACAAGCUCCUCAAGCCGGCGGUCGUUGGCGUCAAGUUGGACGUCAGCGCCUGGAUGGCGAGCUUCAUCAACACCACGCUGAGGACCAACUGCACAGAUGAAAUCUGCGGCUGCCAACGGAACCAUAUGUACGUGGACUGCGUCAUUCUGGACGACGGUGGCUUCUUGGUCAUGUCCAAUCGGGAUGAAUACGUCAGUCAGAUCGGACGCUUUUUCGGAAUGAUCGACCCCAUCCUGAUGGUCACCCUGGUCAACUCGUCGCUCUUCACCUCCAAGAAGUCCUACGACUACCAGUCGCUCUGCGAUCCCGUCAAGGAGACCAAGGCGGCGGCGGGCCUGCGAUCCGUUUAUGUGCCGUCCAUCGUGGAUAUUUUGAACGUAGGCUGGUGGGCCACGACUGCAGCCUGGUCGAUCCUGCACCAGUUGCUGGUCAGCGUCACAUUCCCGAAUUUCCUCCACGCAGCCGACAUGGAGGAGGACAUGUCCGACAUCGUGCAUCAAGAGGUGUGCAUCACAGAGCAAACGCAGUACUACUUUGAGACGGGCGACCUUUCCUUCAAAGGAACGGUCGACUGCGGAAAUUGCUCCAGACUGUACCACGCCGAGAAGCUUCCCAACACGAACCUGGUUUUCAUCAUUGCCGACGCCAAGCUCACCUGCUCGUCCUGCGACACCAAGGCGCUCGUGCAGGAUGAACAGCCGUCAAACGGCCCUGAUCCCUGCGAGCUAGCUCAGAAUCCUCGCUACAGGAAAGGACCUGCGGUGUGCUUCGAUAACAACGAACACGACGAGGCCCUGUGCCGACGUAGCGCCGGCUCCCCCUCAGUGUCCUCGCUGCUCGUGUUACUGCCGCCACUGUUCGUGUGCUUCGCCGGGAGGAGGACCCUGAUUGUGGCGGGGCGUCCGGCUUGAGUCCAUCACUGUGGCUCACCUUGGCCCUUCAGUUGGUAUUUCUCUGGGUACUGUGCGGUUCCGGACUUCGCACCGUCCCGUCAUGACCUGUCCCUUUGCCCCACCAUCAUUUCUCUACCAGCAUGCCUCCGGAAUGACAAACGAGAAGAGCGUCAACAUUUUUAACCGAAGAGCCCUCGGAUCGUCCCUACCCAAAGAGGACUUUAUUUGGUGGCAUCAUUGUUUUCCUGAAGUGGGGGCUGCCUUAUCGGACUUUAAUUCAAAACUGCCAGAAGGCGAGCAAGGAGUUUGUUUUCAAUCCAGUGCAAGGAAGGAAAAAAAAAAAAGCGUCACCACAAACUUUUGCUCCCGGUACGCCUCCGCCGGGGUGCAGAUAACAUUUUUUUUUUUUUGGUCUGGAUUCUUCCUCGUUCCUGCCACUGUCUCUGGAACUUUGUUUACUUUGUGCUCUUCGUCCAAACCGAAUCCUCAGCCUCCUCCUGUCUGGAAUUCUUGGAUCGAAAACUGCCAUGCGUGCGCGUCAACCAAUCAGUACGACCCAGACUGAAAACUCUCGAGUGCCAUGUAUGUGAUUCCGAUGCUAGCUUGUUUAUUGGACUAUUUAUUGGAGGUUGGAGACUACUAUAUCUGCACUUUGUGCAUACGGCUACUGAAGUCCACGUUACCAUCCUUUCUUUGCCUACAACUUUGCGGGACUGACAACAAAUUGGAUGCAAACGGAGCUUUUUAUUUAUUGUGGUCGUUCUGCGCUCAAGGUCCGAUUUUGGAAAGUGUUAAGCUGUGUUACAAAGUCAACAUUUGGUGGUUUUAUGGUCCCCUGCGCCCUAAAACCAAUGAUUUGAGAUAUAAAGCCUCAAAAUGUGUUGUGACACCUUCACACUUGUCUGUUUUUUUUUCUUUCCCUUUUUCUUCUGCUUCAAAGUCGAGAAACGCCACCGUCACUCUUGCAAUGGUCGCACUUUAUAAUUCAGCCAAAAAAAAUCGCGCUCUUAGUGGAACUCACAACGUGGUUGUCAUUUACUAACAAGGGGAGGAAAAACACAAAACAAAAAAAAAAACAA